UUACUUUCUCUAUAUUUGCUACCAAAGUGCUGCCAAAAUCUCUACACUGUGUGUGCAAGUGAUUCGUAUGUUACAUUUUUGACUUUGAGACUCGUUCUACACUAUCGAAAUCAGGUAACUUAUGAACUUUUGUGAUUCAAGUUCCAGUGGUGAAUUUUAUUCUCCUCUCACCCUUUUUUAUUUAGGUUUAAGCCCUCUUAAGAAGGUUAGGGUUAGGAGUGAGAGUGAUAUUGAGCGUGAGUUAGAGUUUUUUGAAGAUCUUGACUACAUCUCUCCCCUUACUCCGUGCAGUGAAAGUUACGAGACUGACAAGAUGUCUUCUGAGGAAACAUUGAGCAUUGGGGGGAAAGAGGAAGUAAAAAUGCUGGAGUAUAGUGAUGUAAGUGUGGAGAGUGGGUCGUCUGGAUCUAAGCGAACAGAGGGAGGGGUAAGGCGAAAUGAAGUGGUUGAGGUUGGAGCAAAAAGGAUUCCUGCAAAUAUACUGAAAGUGGGAGAUAGGAAUAAUAAGUUUUAUGAUAAUGGGGCAGACAUUGUGUCUGAGGUAAAGGAGUAUGAGUCUGAACUCGGGACUAGGGAUAGCCUGAGUUAUCUCGUAGAGACUUACGAGAUUUAUUCUCGAGUUCUAAUUAAGCCUGCUGGAGUGGAGGAGAAGGCAUGCUCUACACCCCAGGAUCACUAGAUGCCGAUGUAUGCCCAUUAUUUGGCAGCAGGGCUUAGGUUUCCAUUGCCAGAUUUGCUAGUGUGGUUAUUGUUGGAGUAUAGUGUGGGUUUGACCCAAUUAUCACCCAAUGCAGUGAGAGUGAUAAUUGGGUUCAUAGUAUACUAUCGAGCUAGGGGGGUUUAGGUGCCUACGGUGAGUAUGUUUAAGCACUUUUUUGUGCCUAAGGCUGGGAGUAAAAAGGAGAAGGGGUG
Messenger RNA from Rubroshorea leprosula, 912 nucleotides. The record is from the annotation of a GenBank genome assembly. Lineage: Eukaryota; Viridiplantae; Streptophyta; Magnoliopsida; Malvales; Dipterocarpaceae.